Molecule: messenger RNA, 753 nt
Organism: Pelodiscus sinensis (Chinese soft-shelled turtle)
Lineage: Eukaryota; Metazoa; Chordata; Testudines; Trionychidae
Source: RefSeq, a predicted model, not a curated record
AUGGUGGUCACCUCCUUUUUCGUUUCAGAUACACUCUUCCAGCUGAAGUUCACGGCAAAGCAGCUGGAGAAGCUCGCCAAGAAGGCCGAGAAGGACUCGAAGACUGAGCAAGCCAAAGUCAAGAAGGCCCUUCAGCAGAAGAACGUAGAAUGUGCUCGCGUCUACGCCGAGAACGCCAUCCGGAAGAAGAAUGAGGGGCUAAACUGGCUUCGGAUGGCUUCCCGCGUGGAUGCCGUGGCCUCCAAGGUCCAGACAGCAGUGACCAUGAAAGGGGUGACUAAAAAUAUGGCCCAGGUGACCAAGGCCUUGGACAAAGCUCUGAGCUCCAUGGACCUGCAGAAGGUCUCGGCGGUGAUGGAUAAAUUUGAGCAGCAGGUGCAGAACUUGGAUGUUCACACUUCGGUGAUGGAAGACUCCAUGAGUUCUGCCACCACCCUGACCACGCCGCAGGAGCAGGUGGACAGCCUCAUUGUGCAGAUUGCGGAGGAGAAUGGAGCCAAUUGCGGAGGAGAAUGGAGCCAGCUCCCCGAGGGGGCGUCGGCAGUGGGGGAGAGCUCUGCGCGCACCCCGGCAGACCAGCUGUCCCAAAGACUGGCUGCCUUGCGGAAUUAAACCUUCCCACUGCUCUCACGGAUUGCUGGCCCCUCCUCAUCGUGCACUGCGGGGGGCGAUGGGAGAGACCCCUCCCCACCCUCCCAUUGCCUCCCUGCUCUGGCUGGCUCCCAAAGCCAGGACCGGCCGCCCGACGCCCCG